Molecule: messenger RNA, 5711 nt
Organism: Peromyscus maniculatus bairdii (prairie deer mouse)
Lineage: Eukaryota; Metazoa; Chordata; Mammalia; Rodentia; Cricetidae
Source: RefSeq, a predicted model, not a curated record
UUUUUAUUUUUAAACCCUAUAGUUUGCUUGCCUAAACUAGAUUUGGAGCAGUUCAUAUACCUGAGAUCUGCCAUUUUACAGUAUCACAAUUGGAAAGAACCAGAUUUUCAAAUAAUGGAAGAGCCCAAGACUUCUAAAAGCGAAAAUCAUGAACCAAAGAAGAAUAUUAUUUGUGAAGAAAGCAAAGCAGUUAAAAUUAUAACUAAUCAAACCUUGAAGCCUAGAAAUGAUAAGUCCGUGACCGAAAUUGGGACCAGCUCUCUGAAUAGAAAUAGUAGUAAAAAAACCAAGCAAAAUGAUAUUUGUAUAGAAAAAACAGAAGUUAAAUCAUGUCAAGUAAAUGCUGCCAGUGUUCCAGGCCCUAAAGAUUUGGGGUUAGUACUUCGAGAUCAAAGUCAUUGCAAAGUGAAAAAGAUACCAAAUUCACCCAUGAAAGCCCAGAAGGGAUGUUCACAGGCAAAAGUAGAAAAAGCACCUAGUUUACAGGCAAAGGUAGAAAAAUCACCAAAGUCACCUAAUUUACCAGUAAAGGCAGAAAAAAUAACCUGUACAACAGCAGCAGCAACAACAGAAAAAGCACUUAAUUCACAGAAGAAAGAAGAAAAUAUACCCACUUCUCAGAUGAAAUUACCAACGACACCCAGCUCACCUUUAGAACCAGAAAAUGCACCUAGUUUACUGUUGAAAGAAAACAUGAAACAGACAGAGUCCCAAGAGACUGGGGAAAAACUUGCAAGCUCCUUUGUUUCUGUGGACAAAAGGAAUAGUGAAGGUCUACAGGGAGAAAAAUCCACCCUGGAAAACUUAGUGCCAUCUCAGAAGCAGCAGGCACGGACAGAUAAUGUUGGUGAUUCUGAUGAUAGUGCUUCAGGAAUUGAAGAUACAUCAGAUGAUUUGAGUAAAAUGAAGAGUGAAGAAUCUAAUAAAGAAAAUUCUUCUGAGAUGGACUAUUUAGAAAAUGCCACUGUGAUAGAUGAAUCCACAUUGACACCUGAGCAGAGGCUAGGCUUGAAACAAGCAGAAGAACGCCUAGAAAGAGAUCACAUCUUUCGACUUGAAAAACGAUCACCAGAAUAUACCAAUUGCCGUUAUCUAUGCAAACUUUGCUUAAUUCACAUUGAGAACAUCCAAGGAGCACAUAAACAUAUAAAAGAAAAGCGACAUAAGAAAAAUAUUUUGGAAAAACAGGAAGAAAGUGAACUGCGAUCUCUUCCAUCUCCUUCCCCUGCUCACCUGGCUGCUUUAAGUAUUGCAGUUGUUGAAUUAGCAAAAGAACAAGGAAUAACAGAUGAUGACCUCAGAGUCCGCCAGGACAUUGUGGAGGAAAUGUCAAAGGUUAUAAUGACAUACUUACCAGAAUGUUCACUGAGGUUGUAUGGUUCAUCUCUGACAAAGUUUGCCCUGAAAAGCAGUGAUGUUAAUAUAGAUAUAAAAUUUCCUCCCAAGAUGAAUCAUCCAGAUCUUCUGAUACAAGUGCUUGGAAUUUUGAAAAAAAGUCCAUUAUAUGUAGAUGUGGAAUCUGAUUUUCAUGCUAAAGUUCCUGUUGUGGUGUGCAAAGAUCGGAAAAGUGGUUUACUAUGUAGAGUGAGUGCAGGAAAUGAUAUGGCAUGUCUCACUACUGACUUACUUGCUGCUCUUGGCAAAGUGGAACCUGUCUUCACUCCCUUAGUGUUAGCCUUUCGCUAUUGGGCUAAGUUGUGCUAUAUUGACUCCCAAACUGAUGGUGGAAUCCCUUCUUACUGCUUUGCUUUAAUGGUGAUGUUUUUUCUUCAACAAAGAAAACCCCCUCUUCUUCCUUGCUUACUUGGAAGUUGGAUUGAAGGCUUUGACCCAAAAAGAAUGGAUGACUUUCAGCUGAAGGGCAUAGUAGAAGAGAAGUUUGUGAAGUGGGAAUAUAAUUCAAGUAGUGCAACUGAGAAAAACUUAAUUGCUGAUGAAAACAAAGCUAAGGCAGACCAACCAAAAGAUGAUACCAAGAAGACAGAAACAGACAACCAAAGUAAUGCCAUGAAGGAAAAACAUGGCAAAUCUCCUUUAACAUUGGAAUCACCAAAUCAGGUACCCUUGGGACAGUUGUGGUUGGAGUUGCUAAAAUUUUACACACUGGAUUUUGCUUUGGAGGAAUAUGUCAUAUGUGUACGGAUACAGGAUAUUCUAACAAGGGAGAACAAGAACUGGCCUAAAAGACGAAUAGCCAUUGAAGAUCCAUUUUCAGUCAAGAGGAAUGUUGCACGGAGUUUAAACAGCCAGCUUGUUUACGAAUAUGUUGUGGAGAGAUUCAGGGCAGCUUAUCGGUAUUUUGCUUGUCCUCAAAGGAAGGGCGGAAAUAAAUCUUCAGUGGAUUUCAAGAAAAAAGAGAAGGGAAAAAUAAGCAAUAAGAAACCAGUGAAAUCUGAUUGUAUGGCGACCAACUGUUGCAUUCAUCUUGGAGAAAGUGCAGAAAAAGUAAAUGCAGAAAGAGGUCAACCUGUUAAGGAUGAUGAAAUGGAGUUUACAUCACAGAGAUGUAUUGUUGACAAAGACAAUUUGUUGGUAAAUGAACUAGGUUUGGCUGACCAUGGACAAGAUUCUUCAUCUCUUUCUACUGCCAGUGAAGGUAGUGAAUUAGAGCAAAAAUCAGUUGAGAAACAAGGUGAUUUUACACCUUCAGAAACUUCUUUAAAGAAGGAACUCAUCCAGUGUAAUUACAUUGGGUCACCUGAUGGAGCUGAAUCUGCGGGAACAGACUGCAGAUCAAAUUCAGAAAUGGAAAGUUCACAUCAGAUUGUGUGCAACAAUGUAUCUGCUACCUCUUGCAACUGCAAAGCUACAGAAGUUGCUUCUGACUUUAUUGAUGAUGAUAACCUCCCUUCCCAGGAAUUGUAUUAUGUGUUUGAUAAGUUUAUUUUAACCUCUGGCAAGCCGCCAACAAUAGUAUGCAGCAUCUGCAAAAAGGAUGGCCAUUCAAAAAACGAUUGCCCAGAGGAUUUCAGGAAAAUUGAUCUAAAACCUCUACCACCAAUGACAAACCGAUUUCGAGAAAUACUUGAUUUAGUAUGUAAAAGAUGUUUUGAUGAAUUAUCACCACCUUGCUCUGAGCAGCACAACAGGGAGCAAAUUUUAAUUGGCUUGGAAAAGUUUAUUCAAAAAGAAUAUGAUGAAAAGGCAAGAUUGUGUUUAUUUGGUUCUUCAAAGAAUGGAUUUGGAUUCCGUGAUAGUGAUCUGGAUAUUUGUAUGACUCUGGAAGGCCAUGAAAAUGCAGAGAAAUUAAACUGUAAGGAAAUAAUUGAAAAUUUGGCAAAAAUUCUUAAGAGGCAUCCAGGUUUAAGAAACAUUCUGCCUAUAACUACUGCCAAAGUGCCUAUUGUAAAAUUUGAACACCGACGAAGUGGACUAGAAGGUGAUAUCAGUCUAUAUAACACAUUGGCUCAACACAACACAAGAAUGCUAGCUACUUAUGCAGCUAUUGACCCUAGAGUCCAAUACUUGGGAUAUACUAUGAAAGUGUUUGCUAAGCGCUGUGACAUUGGAGAUGCAUCUCGAGGAAGUUUAUCUUCAUAUGCGUAUAUCCUUAUGGUGCUGUACUUUCUGCAGCAAAGAAAGCCACCAGUUAUCCCAGUCCUGCAAGAGAUCUUUGAUGGAAAACAGAUUCCACAGAGAAUGGUUGAUGGAUGGAAUGCUUUUUUCUUUGAUAAAACAGAAGAACUGAAAAAGCGUUUGCCUUCCCUUGGAAAGAACACAGAAUCACUAGGAGAGCUUUGGUUAGGACUACUUCGCUUCUACACUGAAGAGUUUGAUUUUAAGGAGUAUGUAAUCAGUAUUCGGCAGAAAAAGCUGUUGACCACUUUUGAAAAGCAGUGGACAUCUAAAUGCAUUGCAAUUGAAGAUCCUUUUGACUUGAAUCAUAAUCUUGGUGCUGGUGUUUCUAGAAAAAUGACCAAUUUCAUUAUGAAGGCAUUUAUCAAUGGAAGGAAACUUUUUGGUACCCCCUUUUAUCCACUCAUUGGCAGAGAAGCUGAGUACUUCUUUGAUUCAAGAGUAUUAACAGAUGGAGAACUGGCUCCUAAUGAUCGUUGUUGCCGUGUAUGUGGAAAAAUAGGUCACUACAUGAAAGAUUGUCCCAAAAGGAAAAGCAGUUUACUGUUUAGACUAAAGAAGAAAGACAGUGAAGAAGAGAAGGAAGGCAAUGAAGAAGAAAAAGACCCCCGAGACCUGGACUCCCGAGACCUUCGGUGUUUCAUCUGUGGGGAUGCAGGACACGUGCGCCGGGAGUGCCCAGAGGUCAAACUGGCCCGCCAGAGGAACAGCAGUGUGGCCGCAGCCCAGCUGGUCCGUAACCUUGUCAAUGCUCAGCAGGUGGCUGGUUCAGCCCAGCAACAGGGUGACCAGUCCAUAAGAACUCGACAGUCUUCAGAAUGUUCUGAUUCACCAUCUUAUUCUCCUCAGCCCCAGCCAUUUCCACAGAAUUCUCCCCAACCACCUGCUAUUCCCCAGCCUCCUCCAUCCCAGCCCGGAUCCCAACCUAAGCUUGGCCCACCCCAGCAGGGAGGCCAGCCCCCUCAUCAAGUUCAGAUGCCCUUGUAUAACUUUCCUCAAUCACCACCAGCUCAGUAUUCUCCCAUGCACGGUAUGGGAUUAUUGCCAAUGCACCCCCUCCAGAUCCCUGCCCCAUCCUGGCCCAUCCAUGGCCCAAUGCUCCACUCUGCACCUGGCAGUACCCCCAGCAAUAUUGGCUUGAAUGAUCCCAGCAUCAUCUUUGCACAGCCUGCUGCCAGACCGAUGGCAAUCCCUAGCUCUUCUCAUGAUGGACACUGGCCUCGUACCGUGGCUCCAAAUUCCCUGGUGAACAAUGGUGCAGUGGGUAAUUCAGAACCACGCUUUCGAGGACUGACUCCUCCAAUUCCAUGGGAACAUGCACCACGUCCCCAUUUCCCCCUUGUCCCAGCUUCGUGGCCUUAUGGUUUGCAUCAAAACUUCAUGCAUCAGGGAAAUCCAAGAUUUCAGCCCAAGCCCUUCUACGCUCAAGCAGACAGAUGUGCUGCCCGUCGCUGUAGAGAGCGUUGUCCCCACCCACCAAGAGGAAACGUGUCAGAGUAAUGCCAGCCCACAGCAACCAACCAAUCCUGCUGUCUCAAGGGUAUCCGUACCUCAGUGUCAGUUACACUCAGCAGAAAAAGUGACAUUUAAGGAAAGCAAAACAAAUCAGGUCCUGAUUUAAAAUUUUAACACACGUUUAGAUAGCUUAUUUAAAUUCUAAGACUGUUUUUAAACACUGUAUUAUUUGUAUAUAAAUAUGAACUAUAGUUUUUACUGGUAUCACUAAAAUGAGUGAUACAAAUUUCAUCUAUUUUAUUACCCUAUUUUUAAGGGAAUUUUAUGUUUUGUUUAAUCUUGAUGAAUUGUAUAAAGAGAGAAUUUAAAAAAUUACAUUCUUUAUUUUCUAUUAGCUGUAUUCAUACUUUGGUUGCUUCAGACUUUAUAUAUAUUGUUCUUAAGGAUUAGGAAAGGAUUUCAUGUGUUUUAAAUUUGUCACUUCUAUUCUUUACAGAACCUUGUAGUGCCAAAAACUUUUUAAAAGGUAAAAAAAAUAAAUAAAUAAAAUUACAACAUAAAGAUUCAAAAAAAAUUUUCUUUUACAUACUUGUAUGUUGAAUAUAUUCAAACUUGAAUGGAAAGUUGCUUUUGUCUGUAUUUGAAGUUCUAUUUUAAGUUAAUAAAUCUUUUUGACAAGA